CCGAAUGUAAAAUAUAGGUUCUCUCUUAAUCAUUUAUCCCGUAAAAAAAGAAGAGGAAGUGGAUAUACCCACUUUUCAACAUUUGUUCUCCCACCACUUCUAUCAUUUGUUCCCCCCACCAAUGAGGAGGAAUGAACAAGUAGUCAUAAAAACAAAAAUGUAAGCCGAAAGCUAAAAUCAACUGUUCUACCAAACAAAAGAGAUCCCAAAAAAUCUGUAGAUUUAAGCUGACUCCGAUCCUCCGGAACGAUUCCCUCUGAAGAAGAAGAAGGCAAGCAAGCAACAGCAUCACAUUUCUUCCUCUUUACUGGGAAUCCGUCUGAUCUUUACCAGAUGGAUGGUGAGAGGAAUGGGUAUACAGUGGAGGAAGCACUUGUCACAAUGGGAUUUGGGAAAUUCCAAGUUCUUGUGCUAAUCUAUGCCGGGAUGGGUUGGAUAUCUGAAGCCAUGGAAAUGAUGCUUCUCUCUUUUGUGGGACCCGCUGUUCGCUCUUCUUGGAAUCUUACUCCUCAUCAAGAAACCUUGCUAACCAGUAUGGUUUUUGUUGGAAUGUUGGCCGGAGCCUACACUUGGGGUAUUGUUUCCGACAACUACGGAAGGAGGAAUGGGUUUUUCGUGACAGCAAUGAUCACUGCUCUGGCUGGCUUAGCAAGUUCUUUUUCGCCAAACAUAACAGUAUUGAUCAUCAUGCGGUGUCUGGUUGGGGUUGGCUUGGGUGGGGGCCCUGUCCUUUCAUCUUGGUUCUUGGAGUUCAUUCCUGCUCCAAAUAGAGGCACUUGGAUGGUUGUUUUCUCAGCUUUCUGGACCGUUGGCACCAUUUUUGAGUCUUCAGUAGCAUGGAUAGUCAUGCCAAGACUGGGUUGGAGAUGGCUACUUGCACUCUCCUCCAUACCAUCCUCCUUGCUUCUUUUGUUCUACAGCUUCACUAUAGAGUCUCCGAGGUAUUUGUGCACAAAGGGGAGACAAGCAGAAGCCUUACGUAUUCUUGAAAAAAUAGCAAGAAUAAACAAAGCAACACUCCCGCCAGGAGUUCUUCUCUCUGACAGACAAGUCACUUCGACAGAAGACAAACAUUUGCUAUCACGUAAUGGAGAUGAAAGUGUGAAGUCUAAACUGGUGGAGUGCACUACAGGAUGGUUUUCUUCACUGAUCAUGCUUCUUUCACCAAACUUAGCCAGAUCAACUCUUCUCUUGUGGGUAGUUUUCUUUGGCAAUGCAUUCUCAUACUACGGCCUUGUUCUCCUGACCACCCAACUGAACACUGGUCAACAUAAAUGCUCCCCUUCGGAGUUUAAGUCCAAGAAUUCUGAGGCUAUUGACUACCGAGACGUUUUCAUCACUAGUUUUGCAGAGAUCCCGGGGCUUAUCCUAUCUGCUGUAAUGAUCGACAGAGUCGGCCGUAAACGAUCCAUGUCAUUUCUGUUCUUUGUGUGCUGCAUUUUCAUCCUCCCUCUCAUACACCCUCAGUCCAAAGGUCUAACAACAGCACUUCUGUUUGGAGCUCGAACAUGCAUCACCGCAACCUUCACCAUUGUGUAUAUAUAUGCUCCAGAGGUAUACAUGGUUCCAAUCCUGGUGCAGGUAUAUCCAACAUCAGUUAGGACCACAGGUUUUGGAAUCGCGAGCUCGGUGGCAAGGAUAGGAGGGAUAGUGUGUCCUAUAGCCGCAGUUGGGCUGAUACACGGGUGCCAUCAGGAGCUGGCCAUUUGGCUCUUUGAGUUUAUCAUCUUCAUAUCCGGCGUUUGUGUUAUCUUUUUCCCCUUUGAGACGAAGGGUCGUGCGCUCAAUGACAAGUUACCUGCCACAAACGUCGAGAAUGCCAUUGAGAUCAAAUAAUGGAUGAAUUGGUAGAUAUAUACAUCUCUGGUUUUACAAGUAUCUUUGUAUAGUCAUUUUUGGCAGUGGCUGCCCAUAUAGUAUUCAGUAUUGUAACUCCAUUUUUGGAGAGUGUUUAAUUAAGAGGGAUUGUCAAUCUCCACAUGUGGGACUUUAUUGGGUUGUUCUUGUUGUUUUGCAAUAAUAGUUCUUCUAUUUUGGGAUUUGUUUUGAACCCAACUCUAUGUAUUAUAGAGUACAUUACAGCAUAUUCUUAGCAAAAAUUUCUUAUGGAAUAAGGUUACAUUGUGUUU
Messenger RNA from Cuscuta campestris, 2129 nucleotides. The record is from the annotation of a GenBank genome assembly. NCBI's taxonomy places the organism in Eukaryota, Viridiplantae, Streptophyta, Magnoliopsida, Solanales, Convolvulaceae.